Nelumbo nucifera (sacred lotus) is the source of this 3241-nucleotide messenger RNA. It is a transcript of the gene RUG2, whose product is annotated as Regulator of chromosome condensation (RCC1) family protein. The record is from RefSeq and is a predicted model, not a curated record. Lineage: Eukaryota; Viridiplantae; Streptophyta; Magnoliopsida; Proteales; Nelumbonaceae.
CGCUGAGACGACCAGGAGUAGUGGAGCUGAAGUCUGAAGCUCAACAUCGGCCUGCACCUUCACUGGUAACGUGUGUCCCACAUACGAUGUUGCUGCUGUACAUCGCCAUUUUAGGUUUUCCCUCUAUGUGCUAGGACUUUCGUUCUUCAGACCGACCGUGAUCGUUAAAAAAUCAUCUUUGUGACCAAAUCCCAACCUACAGCCAUUGAAUUCAUAUUAGAAACUGAAAUAAUACACCGAUUGAAACAGAUUCAACAACGGAUGGCAAAGAUUAAACCUUGUAUUUGUCCUGUAGAUUUUAAUUUGUAUUUGUACUCUUCCCAAACAGAGCCUUUUUAAUAAUUUCUGAGUUUACAGGCGUUUCUUCUUAGAGAGAGUAAGCAAUCAGAUUUAGGAAUUUCAUAAAUUUAUUCACUUGAUAUCCAUCUGUGUUUGAGCAGAUCUUGAGAAUAUAUAGAAAAAGACUUUUCAUUAAUCCUAAGUCUGAGCCAUACACAGAGAGACUAAUUUUUAACUACCAACCAUUCAAAGCACUCACAUCCGAAGAAGUUGCAGGAAAAAUGAAAGAAUGAUGAUAGAACUCAUCAUGAUUUUGAGUACUACGCAAAAAUGCAUGUUGCAUGAUCUCUAUCUACCGUUCAAUAUGAACAGAAAGAGAAAGUUCUAAUUUCUAAACUGAGGUAAGCCCUCAUGAUGAUGUCUUUUUUUCCUGUUUUUUCUUUUCAUAUUUUAUCUCGUCAUAUACUACACUGUGGUCGAUCAGUUAGAUCUUAUCCGAAUAUAUAUGCCCGAUGGAUCGACUUCAUUCCUGGGGAAGCUCGUGACGAAGAACCCAGGAAUUUUGUACUUGAAGUUUUCAGUAUUAAAGAAGACCAUUCAAUAGGCAAGAAAGCUGGAAUUACUAGAUGAAACCAGUUGGCUAAUUCCCAGAACCCAAUGUUUAAUUUAAUGGUGUUCAGAUCUCUGCAGGCUUAGUAAUUAAAUGGUUUGAAUGAUGGACCACGGGAGUUGUAGCGGCGGCGAGGAGGGUUUUGAAGUGGUCGGAGUACAGCAUCGGAGAGGGUUGCAGCGGUGGGAGAGGGUUGCAAUUUGCGUCACAAUGUAGCGUGUCCUGGGGAGAGAGAAAGCAGCUCAGAUACAAUGGAAAGAACUCGGCGGCGGAAUUUGGGAACGAUGGAAUGAAAAGAAAGGAGGAGGUCAGAAGGAUUAAACAAAUUUGAUAAAUACUUAAGUCCACACCACCCGUUAGCGUUCAUUUUCCGUUAGUUUCGAAGUGAGUGGGCGAACAUGACGUGGUCGAAAAGUAUUGGAUGGGACAGAAAAUUUUCUGUCCCUACGGGACAGAUGAUCCGAAUUGGGUUUUGUGUGUUCACUACAAUGGAAAUUUUCUGGUGGUUAAAGGUGGAAAAUUGAAUAGAGUUUCUGACCUCCUGGAAGCGGAGAUUAGAUGUGCGCAACUUUCUGCAUGUCUAUUGUCGAUAUCAUUUGAUUCAUUCAUACCUUUCCGGGUUCGAUGUGCGCAACUUUCCGCUCUUGAUUGUCUGACGCUCUCUCUGGCUAUUAUACCUUUCCGGCAAGAUGGAUUUACCCACGAUUCACAGUCCUGUUUUAUGUAAUUGAGGAGCUAAUUAGAUCGCUAGGAACCGUACAUUACUUGAGGGGAGGGGAGGGGACAGAAUCACAGAAUGAUGUUAGGUUCGUUGUUAUCGAAGGAGAGAGGUGGGAGGGUAAUUACAAGAAGUUUUAGGGUUUUCAGCAGCAAAUGCAGAAGAGCAGCGUUUGGGGUAAUGAGCUGGGGAGAUGGCAGCCAAGGUGCAUUGGGUUUGGGUUCCUGUUUGGCUGCUACAGCGGGAGUAGAAGAUGCCUAUGAACCCACACGGAUCGAAGGCCUGCCGGACGAUGUUCUGAGUAUCGGUGCCGGCCACUACCACUCCCUUGCUGUGACUGCUCAAGGUGAGGUCUGGGCUUGGGGCAGAAACAAUGAAGCGCAGCUCGGCCGAGGUCUUUCAUCUCCUAGAGAAUCAUGGAAUAGACCAGAGAAAGUACUGGGAUUGAAUGGAGUAAGAACUAGAGCUGCAUUUGCAUCUGGUGUUGUAUCUACAGCCAUUGGCGAGGACGGUUCAGUGUGGGUCUGGGGGAAGUCCAAGCGCGGCCAACUAGGCCUUGGUCAAGGUAUAACCGAAGCUGUGCUACCUUGCAGGGUCGAAGCACUUGCAGCAAAUCACAUUGUGAAGGUUUCACUUGGGUGGGGUCAUGCUCUCGCCCUAUCUAAGGAUGGACAAUUGUUUGGAUGGGGUUAUUGUGCAGAGGGCAGGUUGGGGCUGAUUGGGAAAGAAGCUGAAGUCCAGCAGUCCACGUCCCCUCGCCUUUCCAGAGCUACAACCGUACCACCCAAACUCUCCAGUUCAGCUCUGGAAAUGGCGGAGAAGCAAGUUUUGGAGGACAUGAAUGCAGAGAAAAACAUGUCCAUCAUAUGGGAGCCUCGUCUUGUAGAGGAACUCCGUGGUGUUCCCGUCUUAGAUAUUGCGUGUGGGCUUGACCAUUCUCUGAUCCUUUGCCGGAAUAACGCCCUUCUGAGUGGUGGAAACAAUACAUACGGUCAGUUGGGCAGAUCAAAUGAAGGUCCGUGGUUGCUGCCAGUUGAUAUGCCCUUUCGGCCACUGUCGAUAUCAUCAGGCCUUGGACAUUCCUUGGCAGUCUGUGAGGUUCCGAGAUCCGAGGUCGAUGGAGAGCCCACAACAGCCAUUGUCUCGUGGGGAUGGAACAGGAGCUCUCAGCUUGGAAGGCCUGGGCCAGAGCACAUCCCGGCAAUAACAGAGGGACUAGCAGGAGAAAUACCCAUUUCAGUGUCUGGUGGGCGCGCACAUUCCAUUGCUCUCACCUCCAAGGGGAAUCUGUGGGCCUGGGGUUGUGGAAAAAAUGGAAGACUUGGGUUAGGAAGCUCAGCUGAUGAAGUUGAACCUGCUCUGGUUGAAUCCUUGGAAGGUUUUGAACUUCUGCAAGCUGUAUCUGGUUUUGACCAUAGUUUAAUCUUGGUUGCUGAGUGAUUUAAAUGGUGGCUUCGUUUUCCAACAACUCUAAGACUGCCGACAUUAGUCCAAUUCCUGUCUGACUUUCUUGUGGUUCACCUUCACAUGAAGUUUUUUGUAUGAUACAGUAGUAUUUAUUUCUCUAUCCUGAUAGUAUGAAUUGAAAGGAAUGAUCUCAUAAAGAAGAAAGGAAUAUUGUCUAUUUCUAUAUC